UUGUAGGUGCUUGGGGUAUGUUCGCUCGGUCUCAGGUUCCACAGCGGCGAGUUGAGACCGAGAAGGUCAGAGAGGAGACGCUGUCCGCGCCAGGCCUGGGGUAGGGUCCACUGUGCCCGCGUCCCCCCUCCUCCCCCGCCGUUCCCCGCCCCGUUCACAGUCCGAUGGCGGCGGCGGCGCUGAGGAACCCGCCUCAGGCCUGUGUGACCUUUGAGGACGUGGCCAUUUACUUCUCCCAGGAGGAGUGGGGGCUCCUUGAUGAGGCACAGAGGUUCCUGUACCAUGAUGUGAUGCUGGAGAACUUUGAACUUACAACAUCCCUGGAUUGUCAGUGUGGAGCAGAGGAUGAGGAGAUCCCUUCUGAGCAGAGUGUUUCUGGAGGAGAGUCACAGGUCAGGACUUCUCAGUUAGUUCCAUCAAACCAGAAGACUCGUCCCUGUGAGAAGUGUGUCUCAGUCUUGAAAGACAUUUUGCAGCUGACUGAGCUCCAGGCAGCAUAUCUUGGGCAGAAACCAUACUUUGGUGGGGGGUCCAGCGGCUUCUGGUUGAAUGCAAGCCUUCACCAGUAUCAGGAGCAUGGCAAUGGAGAGAAAAACCUUAAAAUGGAUGUGGACAGGUCCUCGAUUGUGACGAGCUGCAGACUCCAUGUGUCAGGGAAGCCCUUCCCCUGUGGGGAAGAUGGAAAAGACUUCCUAGCUACUUUGGGCCUUCAUCAGCACCAGGCCACUCCCAACAGUGAGAAGCCACACAGCAGCAUUGAGUCUGGGGAGGCCUUAAACAAUGGAAAAAGUCAUAACAAGUGGAUUGAAUGCAGGGAAGUUUUUGGCAACACUCAUAUACUUCACCACCAGAGAGUCUGCGCUGGAGAAGGUCUUGAUGAGUGUAGCAAAUGCAAAUACAGAUUUGUUCAGCACCAGCAAACUCACGUUGGAGAAAGGCCUUAUGAGUGCAGUGAAUGUGGGAAAUUCUUUAGCCGUAAAACCCACCUCAUUCGACACUGGAGGGUUCACACAGGAGCAAAGCCUUAUGAGUGCAGUGAAUGUGGGAGGCCUUUUAGCCAGAAAUCUGACCUCAUUCAACACCAAAGAGUUCACACUGGAGAAAAGCCUUAUGAGUGCAGUGAAUGUGGGAAAUCUUUUAUCCAGAAAUCCAUCCUCAUUAAACACCAGAGAGUUCACACUAAUGAAAGGCCUUAUAAAUGUGAUCAAUGUGGAAAAUCGUUUAGCCAAAGUUCUGGCCUCCUUCGACACAAGAGAGCUCACACUAGAGCAAGGCCUUAUGAGUGCAGUGAAUGUGGGAAAGCCUUUAACUGUAAAACCCACCUCGUUCGACACUGGAGAGCUCACACUGGAGUUAGGCCUUAUGAGUGCAGUGAAUGCGGAAAAUCUUUUAGUGAGAAAUCUGUCCUCAUUCAACACCAAAGAGUUCACACUGGAGAAAAGCCUUAUGAGUGCAGUGGAUGUGGGAAAGCCUUUAGCCAGAAAUCUGUCCUCAUUCAGCACCAGAGAGUUCACACAGGAGAAAGGCCUUAUGAGUGCAGUGAAUGUGGGAAAUCCUUUAGCCGCAAAACCCACCUCAUUCGACACUGGACGGUGCACACUGGAGCAAGACCUUUUGAUUGCAGUGAAUGUGGGAGAUCCUUUACUCAGAGCUCUGGUCUCCUUCGACACAGGAGAGCUCAUGUGCAGUGAGUGUAGGAAAUCCUUUACCUGCAAAUUUAACGUCGGUCAACACCAAAGAGUUCACACUGGAAAAAGUCUUGCACAUGCAAUGAACGUGCUUUUUUCUUACUUAGCAUCAUUGUGUUGGAGGA
Messenger RNA from Delphinapterus leucas (beluga whale), 1813 nucleotides. RefSeq lists its product as uncharacterized. NCBI's taxonomy places the organism in Eukaryota, Metazoa, Chordata, Mammalia, Artiodactyla, Monodontidae. The record is from RefSeq and is a predicted model, not a curated record. Gene Ontology annotation, biological process: regulation of DNA-templated transcription.